Messenger RNA from Rhipicephalus sanguineus (brown dog tick), 1028 nucleotides. Its product is annotated as juvenile hormone acid O-methyltransferase. The transcript has 5 exons. The record is from RefSeq and is a predicted model, not a curated record. Bases 15 to 1028 code for a protein of 337 amino acids. Lineage: Eukaryota; Metazoa; Arthropoda; Arachnida; Ixodida; Ixodidae.
GUCUUCCAGAACACAUGGCCAGCCACCCGCAAAAUGUUGUCGCGCCAGGACAACCAGCGUUCACUCAAGCAGCGAUGCCAGUUCUGUACGACGAGGCGUUCAAGUACAUGCGUGAGUCCUCAGUCGAGCUGCUCAAGACUUGGCAGCAGUCUUUCGUCACGUGUUCCGAAGAAAACGACGCUAGCGACCACCAGUACCUGGAAGUCGGCUGCGGGCCGGGCAACAUCACUCGCAACGAUCUCUUGCCCCUGUGUCCUCCGAGUUUAACGAGACUCGUCGGUACGGACAUCUCGGAGGCGAUGUUGGACUAUGCCAGGAAUGUGAACGCCCACCCGAAGGUCCAUUACCGACGACUGGACAUCACUGCCGACGAGGACGUGUCUCGCUUCAUCGCCGAGGAGGGUCGCUUUCAGAGGGUCUACUCCUUCUUCGCACUUCACUGUAUACAGGACAAGGCCGCUGCAUUGAGGAACAUCGAGCGUCUGAUGACGCCCGGUGGCGAGUGCCUCAUCAUAUAUCAUCCGUACGCGCAAUCAGCGAAGUACUACCGGGCGCUCCUGGAAAGUGGCUUAUGGGAAAAAUACCACGGCGUGCUCUGGCGCACAAUGCCCGUGUUCCAUGAAACAGACGACCCUGUGUUCUUGCGAAAAAGCUUUCUCGACCUCGUCAAGCUGACCGGGAUUGUUCCACUGUCAUGCGAACUGCUACAAGUGAACGUCAAAAAUGUCGACCUCGAUGUCAUUUCACGAAUGUUCGCCAUGGGUAACGCUGUUCAUCGCCUGCUGACAGAAGAAGAGAAAACCAAGAUGUUCGAGUUCGCCAAGAGUUAUGUGCUACAAAAUCAAUGUUCACUGGGGAAGUGCAUUUCUCGCAUGAUAAUUCUGACAGGAUCGUUCGCGAAAAUCAGUCCAAUCUAUGAUCUGCUGACGGAAGAAGAGAAACCCCUGUCGUUCAAGUUCACCGAGAAAUUCCUGCUACAGGGACGCUGUUCCGGCUUCUCAACCACAGGGUCCACGCAGCAGCACUGA